UGUGAUCAACCGUGAGACUUUCAACGCUUUUCCAGCCGUUACCCAGCGUGUUUUGGUUAGCCUUCUUCCGUUAUACGACCGCAUCCCACUAUGCACAAAGUCUCUUCAUGAUCAGAUCCUACCUCCACUGGAUUCUACGGACAAUUUUCACACAAUCGGCGGUGAAACUAGAUCAAACGCAGUUACUACCUCUUAUUCUACCUCCCGGUUGACAACGGACAAUGGCCCCGCCGACUACAAUUGCAGAGAUGGAGAAGAAUGCCGCCCGAUUGAAUCAGCUUCAAUUACUAAACAAGUUGGGUCACCAUCAGUGAAAGAGUUCGGUUUGCAGGAGAGUGAGGUGACUGUUGCUUUACCCACAGCUUCGGCUCUCGCUGCUCUCAAUCAGCCACCUUGGCUUAAUUCGACAGCGCUGAACAAUGAGUUUCUUACAAAAGCACUUCUUGACUAUCCUGAUCGGCAGGCUCGUGGUGAAUUUGUCCAAAGAAUCCGCCAUCGGGCGGGUCUGCGUGCUUCUGCCGGGAACAGGCGCCGUUAUCUUACAGGUCCUUCCUUGUCAGGCUCAGGUGUGUCUUCAACAGCUGCAGUUGUAGCGGCUGCUUCCGUAUCCUCUGGUGUAGGGCCUGGUGGUACUGGCUCCACAGAGACCUCUGGUGGUGCGGUUGGCGCGGAUGCAUCUAGGACUGCAGCUGUUGCAGCCAUCAGAGCCUCACAGUUUGCUGCGGCAGAGCAGUUGCUAAAAAAUGCCACUGCUGCUGCGGCUGCAGCGGUAGCUGCCCUCGCCGUAAAUGGUAGUGAUGCAGAUGCUUCUGGGACAACUAGCACAAAAAUCUUAAGUCGUAUGCUCAGUACUAAGUGUUCAGGUUCUGAUGCCACUGUUCCCCUCAGUACUGCUUCUGUACAUGCCGAAAAGAGCCAGGCAAUGGUCACAGAAAGCGAGGUAAUAAUGAGUGGCAUUGAACGAGUCGGGGCGGAGGAGGAAAUAGAAGAGGACGAUGACGAUGAAGAUUUUUAUCUGGAUGCUAGAGGUGCAGCCUCUGAAUCAUCCUCAUUCACAAGGUAA
This is a messenger RNA of Protopolystoma xenopodis, 1063 nucleotides long. Lineage: Eukaryota; Metazoa; Platyhelminthes; Monogenea; Polystomatidea; Polystomatidae. The record is from the annotation of a GenBank genome assembly.